Mesocricetus auratus (golden hamster) is the source of this 2517-nucleotide messenger RNA. Its product is annotated as vomeronasal type-2 receptor 116-like. The coding region runs from base 1 to 2517 and encodes 838 amino acids. The record is from RefSeq and is a predicted model, not a curated record. Gene Ontology annotation, cellular component: membrane. The transcript is spliced from 9 exons. Lineage: Eukaryota; Metazoa; Chordata; Mammalia; Rodentia; Cricetidae. Gene Ontology annotation, molecular function: G protein-coupled receptor activity. Gene Ontology annotation, biological process: G protein-coupled receptor signaling pathway.
AUGGCGGAGAAAGAAGACUACGCGUGCAAUAACAGCUCAGAGGGCUAUCUCAGAAUCACUAAGGAAUUUCAUCAUGAAGGAGAUGUGAUGAUUGAUGUACUUUCCCCUCUUCGUAUGUUUUACACAGUCAACAAAAUUCCUCAUGCCACUCAACCAAAUUUUUACAUGGACAGUAAUCACCAAUAUAAUUAUAAGAGAUGGCAAUAUUCUUUGUCCUUCAUAUUUGCCAUUGAGGAAAUCAACAGAAAUAGUCACAUUUUACCCAACACAUCUCUAGGAUUUGACCUCUACAAUGUCAACAGCAAUCAAUGUGAUACUCUGGAGGCACCUUUUCUUUGCCUCACAGGAACAGAAACAAUGAUACCCAAUUACACAUGUAGAAGGCAGAAGAAGGUUGCUGCUAUACUUACAGGAGUAUCAUGGACAACAUCUGCUUAUAUUGGGAGACUGCUGAAUCUCUACAAAUAUCCACAGGUUUCUUAUGGGCCAUUUGACACUAUCCUGAGUGACAGACACCAGUUUUCUUCACUCUAUCAGACAGCACACAAGGACACAUCUCUGUCACACGGCAUUGUCCUUUUGAUGAUGCAUUUCAACUGGACAUGGGUAGGACUGGUUCUCAUAGAUGACCACAAUGGGGCUGAGGUUCUCUCAGAUCUGAGAGGAGAGAUGGAAAGGAACCACGUUUGUGUAGCUUUUGUAGACAUGAUUGCAGACAAUAUCAUGAUAUCAACGGCAAAUGUAGUUAUCAUUUAUGGUGACAAUGAAUCUUUAAAUUCUUUAUUCUUAUAUAUAGAGUACUUUUUAAUUCAUUGGAAAGUCUGGGUCAUGAGGUCACAAUGGGAUAUAAAUGUUGAUUCUCUCUCUUUCAUGUUGGAUUCAUUACACGGGAGUCUCAUUUUUGCACAUCAUCAUGUUGAGAUUUCUGAUUUUAGGAAGUUUAUCCAGACAUACAACCCUUCCAAAUACCCAGAUGACCAUUAUCUUGCUCUUGUUUGGCAUAAACACUUCAAUUGUUCCUUUUCUGGGCCAGAUUGUAAAUUUCUGGGUAACUGUCAACCCAAUGUUUCCUUGGAAAUGUUGCCUAGAUAUUCCUGGGUAGCGGACAUGAGUGAAGAGACUUACAAUGUAUUCAAUUCUGUAUAUGCUGUGGCUCACAGUGUCCAAGAGAUGAGCAUCAAGCAAAUGCAAAAUUAUCCCCAAGGAAUUGGAGAGGUAAACAUUAACCCAUGGGAGCUUAACCACAUUCUCAAGAAUAUGAAUUUCAAAAAUGCUGCUGGGGACACUGUGGUUCUGGACCCACACAAAAAAUUAGAUACAGAAUAUGAUAUUCUCAACCUCUGGAAUUUUCCAGUUGGUAUUAGACAAAUGAGGAAAAUUGGAACAUUUUCUCCGAAAGAUCCACAAGGCCCAGAAAUGUUUUUGUCUGACCAUAUGAUACAGUGGGCCACAGGAUUUGCAGAGCUUCCUCGCUCUGUGUGCAGUGAGAGCUGUUUUCCUGGAUUCAGAAAAUCUGCCCAGGAGGGGAGGCCUCCUUGUUGCUAUCACUGUACUCAGUGUCCACACAAUGAAAUUUCCAAUGGGACAGAUAUGGAUCAUUGCGUGAGGUGUCCAGAAAGUCAUUAUGCAAACACAGAGCAGACUCACUGCCUCGAGAAAACAGUGACCUUUCUGGCCUAUGAAGAGCCUUUGGGGAUGGCACUGACCUCCUUGGCCCUGAGCUUCUCUGCGCUCACAGCUGGUGUUCUUGGUGUCUUUGUGAAGUACCACCACACUCCCAUAAUCAAGGCAAACAAUCAGGCUCUCACUUACAUCCUACUCAUCACUCUGACUUUCUGUUUCCUCUGUCCCUUGCUCUACAUUGGCCACCCCAAUACAGCCACCUGUAUCCUGCAGCAGAGCACAUUUGCAGUUCUGUUCACGGUGGCUCUCUCCACAGUCUUGGCCAAAAGUGUUACUGUGGUUCUGGCUUUCAGGAUCAGAGUUCCAGGGAGAUUGAUAAGGUGGAUAAUGAUAUCAAAGACUCCUAACUUCAUCAUUCCCAUCUGCACCCUCAACCAACUUGUGCUCUGUGGAAUUUGGCUGAGAACCACUCCUCCCUUUGUUGACUCAGAUGCUUACUCAAAGCAUGGACACAUAAUUAUUAUAUGCAACAAGGGCUCCACUAUUGCCUUCCAUUCUCUCCUGGGUUACCUUGGCUCCAUGGCACUUGGGAGCUACACUAUGGCAUACCUGUGCAGGAACCUGCCCGACACAUUCAAUGAAGCCAAGUUCAUGUCCUUCAGCAUGUUGAUUUUCCUCAGUGUGUGGGUCACCUUCCUUCCUGUCUACCACAGCAUCAAGGGGAAACAUGUGGUUGCCAUGGAAAUCUUCUCUAUCUUGGUUUCUAGUGCAGGUCUCCUAGGAUGUAUCUUUGUCCCCAAGUGCUAUAUUAUUUUGUUCAGACCACAUAGGAAUGUGCUUCAUCAUGUUAGGAACAAAGCACAUUCUAGAGGAAAAGUUGACUAUACACUUUAG